Molecule: messenger RNA, 1790 nt
Organism: Belonocnema kinseyi
Lineage: Eukaryota; Metazoa; Arthropoda; Insecta; Hymenoptera; Cynipidae
Product: fatty acyl-CoA reductase wat-like
Exons: 9
Coding region: 78-1790 (570 amino acids)
Biological process (GO): long-chain fatty-acyl-CoA metabolic process
Cellular component (GO): peroxisome
Molecular function (GO): alcohol-forming very long-chain fatty acyl-CoA reductase (NADP+) activity
Source: RefSeq, a predicted model, not a curated record
CAAGUUUUAAAGCUAGAAAUAAAGUUCUUGGCCGAAGUUAUUAAACAUCCACUAAGUGCCAAUGGGAUUUGAGUAAAAUGGUGGAAGUCUUACUAGAGUCAGGUGGCCAGGACGUGGCGAUCGCCGAAAGCGGUUCUAGAUCUGGAACACCAACAGAAUGUUCUCCAGAAGUGGAAAAUAUAUUAACCGAAAAUUUGAACCUCACAGCCAUACAGAAAUUUUAUGCCGGCCAAAAUGUUUUCAUCACCGGAGGCACUGGUUUCAUGGGCAAGCUUUUAAUCGAGAAACUUUUGAGAAGCUGCCCAGGUAUUGGAUUCCUGUACCUUUUGGUUCGUUCCAAAAAAGGAAAAGACGUUCACGAGAGAAUUGAAGAAUUGUUCGAAGAUGCGCUCUUCGCCAGACUUAAAGAGGAGCAUCCAAAAUUUCGCCAUCAGAUCAUUGCAGUUGCAGGUGAUUGCAGCUUACCAGAACUUGGAUUAUCCCCAGCAGAUAGAGAAACGUUGACUCGUGAAAUUUCGAUUGUUUUUCACGUAGCAGCCACAGUCAGAUUCGAUGAAAAAGUUAAAUUGGCAGUUGCUAUCAAUGUCCAGGCUCCCAAAAAUAUUUUGGCCCUCAGUAGAGGAAUGACGAAAUUGAAGGCGACCGUCCACGUGUCCACUGCUUAUGCAAAUUGCAUUCGAGCCGCAAUUGAAGAAAAAUUUUACGAACCUCCAAUGGAUGCAAAUAAACUUAUCACGAUGACGGACUGCGUUGAUGAGAAGCUGAUCGAUACUGUUACACGACAAUUAUUAGGAGGAUGGCCCAACACUUACACCUACACAAAGGCAGUUGCUGAAGAUAUCGUGAAUAAAGAAGCUGGCGACUUACCUGUUGGAAUAUUUCGGCCUGCGAUUGUUGUUUCAACAUAUAACGAACCUAUUUCCGGCUGGAUAGACAAUAUGUAUGGUCCGACUGGAGUAGCGGCUGGAGCAGGAGGAGGAUUGCUUCGAUCUAUACAUUGUGAUGGGUCGUUAAAAGCCAACAUUGUACCUGGUGAUUUGACUGUGAAUGCCUUAAUUGCCUGUGCCUGGGAUAUCUCCACUAAGAAGAGUGUCAACAAAGAAUCCAAUGAGAUACCUAUUUACAAUUUCGUUUCUAAGGAUAACCCUGUAACGUGGGACGAAUUAAAAGAAAUGUCAGAAAAGUAUGGCAUUCAAGUCCCAUCCGUAAAGUCCAUUUGGUACUACAGUUUUACCAAUAACAAGUACAGAAUAGUCCACUUGUUUUACGUAUACCUUUUCCACUUGUUACCUGCCUUACUUGUCGACACAGUUAGUAUCUGCAUGGGUAAAGAAUUAAGAUUACUGAAGAUUUACAAAAAGAUUCAUAAGUUUAUGGAUGUGCUCAACUACUUUACUACGAAAGAAUGGGACUUUUCGAAUAACAGGGUAAACGCUUUGAUAGACAAAAUGACACCGCAAGAUCGAGAGAUUUUUCCCUGCGAUAUGAAGAGUAUUAUUUGGGACACAUUUUUCCAGACUUAUAUAAAGGGAAUUAGAAUCUACUUGAUUAAAGAUCCAAUGGACACUCUUCCAGCAGCAAUCGUGAGGUGGCGAAGGUACAGGAAAAAUUUAACAUAUUUUAUUCAGCUUUCAAAUUUAAAUAGGCUUCAAUUUCAAAAUCUCGUGACUUACGACAUCAGAAUUUUCAAUAGAGAAGAAAUUGAAGAAAUCAGUUUCCAUCGCUUCGUUGUCGAUGGCGAAGUGCCUUUACUGAAGACUCUUUCAGCUACGAAGAAAGAGGAAAGUUAG